GAUGAAUUGCGCUGGUGAUGCUGCGUCUAUUUGUGAACAGAUUGAUAAAUACGUUUUUAAAGAACAGAUAGACCAUCGUGGUAGUUGGAAAUUUUAUGAUGAAACAGGCCUAUACGAAUCGGAAGAUAGUCAAGAGGUGAAUACUCGCUCAGAUAUAUAUUUACAUAAGGGAGAUAUAACAAGAAGAAUAUUCUUUAGUCGAUAUAAUAAAUUGACUCAUCUCGUUAGAGAUCCUAGAAAGAAUCUAUUAUUUACUGUCAAUAGACAGUCAGGUAGUAUACUUAAAUUGAAUCUUAACGAUGUAAAAGACGGCGAAAAGGAUACAACCCAUUUCCCGAUCUUAACAAGAAUUGAAAAUGCCUGGCAUUUAAGUAUCUAUUCGAAUACUGAUAAAAGAGUUGUCGUUUGCCUCUCGUCAAUUCGAUUCCCACCUCAAACCAUUUCGUAUAUAGAAGAUGAUAAGAUAUUGUGGAAAGAGGAAUUCCACGAAAGAAUACUACAAACUUGCGUAUUGAAUACAUUCGAUAUUAUUGCAAUUAAGGAAUCGAGUAUAAUAAAAUUAUCUGGUAAGAAUGGUAGAAGGAUGAAAAUGAUAAGGAGUGGAUUUGAAGAUUUUCAUUCGGCAUGCGGUGUUUGUUCGGUACCUAAUGGAGGAUUUUUAGUAUCAGAUGAACAUAAUAGAAGAAUAUAUUCUUUUAGUAACGACCUACAAAUGAUAAAGAUAUUACAUUUGGAUUUUAAACCGACUGAUAUCUAUAUUAGUCGUCAAGGAGAACUAUUUAUUGCUAGGGGUAGACGUAAGCCAUACGUAUCUAUGAUAUACCACCUUUCUCAAAUCCGUUGA
This is a messenger RNA of Dimorphilus gyrociliatus, 844 nucleotides long. The record is from the annotation of a GenBank genome assembly. Lineage: Eukaryota; Metazoa; Annelida; Polychaeta; Dinophilidae.